AUGGAUGUACUAAAGAAGAAUUGGUACACAGAGUCAUGUGAUAUGUGGCCAGGAGGCACUUUCUCGUUUGAGGUGAAGGAAAUUCUGCACCAAGAGAAAUCACAGUAUCAGGAUAUAGUUGUCUGUGAUACCACAAGUUUUGGCAGAGUUUUGCUGUUGGAUGGCAUUAUACAAUGUACACAAAAAGAUGAAUUUUCCUACCAGGAAAUGUUAUCCUUCCUACCAUUAUGUAGUCACAAAAACCCCGAGAAAGUUCUGAUUGUUGGUGGGGGCGAUGGUGGUGUUGCCAGGGAGGUGGCCAAGCAUCCAAAAGUCAAAGAAAUUGUUCAGGUUGAGAUCGAUGCGAGAGUAGUGGAGGUGUCAAAAAAGUACCUACCCUUCAUGGCGGUGGGUUUCGAGAGCGAAAAGCUCACUCUGCACAUAGGCGACGGCUUCGAGUUCAUGAAGAACCACAGCGGGCAGUUCGACGUGAUAAUAACGGACAGCAGCGAUCCUAUUGGGCCAGCGGUGAGCCUAUUCCAAGAGAGCUACUUCGCUCUGAUGAGGAGCGCGCUCAAACCGAACGGUAUUGUCUGCUCACAAGCGGGAACCUUCUGGAACGAUAUGGAACUGGUCACCAACACCCUGAAGUAUUGCCGCAACCAGUUCCCGGUGGGCGCCUACGCUUACACGUCGGUCGCGACAUACCCCUCGGGCCUGAUAGGGUUCGUGAUAGGCUCGCUGGACCCAGAAGUCAAGUUUGGCAGCCCACAGAUCAAGUUCACCCGCGAGGAGGAGCGGGCGAUGAGCCUCCGAUAUUACAAUAGUGACAUACACAAGGCAGCCUUCACGCUGCCCACUUUUAUAAGAGACCAACUGGCC
Molecule: messenger RNA, 861 nt
Organism: Iphiclides podalirius (scarce swallowtail)
Lineage: Eukaryota; Metazoa; Arthropoda; Insecta; Lepidoptera; Papilionidae
Source: the annotation of a GenBank genome assembly